Molecule: messenger RNA, 1623 nt
Organism: Lycium ferocissimum
Lineage: Eukaryota; Viridiplantae; Streptophyta; Magnoliopsida; Solanales; Solanaceae
Product: geraniol 8-hydroxylase-like
Exons: 2
Coding region: 88-1566 (492 amino acids)
Molecular function (GO): oxidoreductase activity, acting on paired donors, with incorporation or reduction of molecular oxygen; iron ion binding; heme binding
Source: RefSeq, a predicted model, not a curated record
UUUGCCUACAGUACCUCACCGAUGACUCUAUUAUAAACCAAGAUUGAUCAGUAGAAUAAGCCAAGAACUUACAGGAAGAGAAGAAAAAUGGAUUACAUGACCAUUUUACUGGGUCUAUUCUUCAUCUGGUUUUUGGUUUCGCUUAGAAGAACCAAAAGCUCAAAAAGACUAGCACCAGGUCCAUUCCCUUUGCCUGUAAUAGGAAAUCUUCACUUGCUUGGUGACAAACCCCACAUAUCACUUACCCAACUAGCAAAAAAUCAUGGUCCAAUUAUGAACCUCAAAUUAGGCCAAAUAAACACAGUGGUCAUUUCCUCAUCAGUGUUGGCAAAAGAAGUGAUGCAAAAGCAAGAUUUAGCCUUUUCAAAUAGGUGUGUUCCGGACUCACUACAUGCCUGUAAUCACUCUGAUUUCUCUGUUAUUUUUCAACCUGCCAAUUCUCGUUGGAGAACACUUCGUAAGAUUAUGAACUCUCACAUCUUUUCUAUCAACAAGCUUGAUGCUAGUAAGCAUCUCAGGACUAAAAAGAUUCAGGAGCUGAUUGAUUAUUGUUACAAGAGUGGAGAAAAUGGUGAAGCAGUGGAUAUUGGAAGGGCAGCUUUUAGGACUUCCUUGAAUUUGUUGUCCAACACCAUUUUCUCUAAAGAUUUGACUGAUCCAUUUGCUGAUUCUGCUAAGGAAUUUAAGGAAUUGGUGUGGAAUAUCAUGGUUGAGGCUGGUAAACCCAAUUUGGUGGACUAUUUCCCUUUUCUUAAAAUGAUUGAUCCACAAGGUAUAAGGCGGCGCAUGACGGUUCAUUUUACUAAGGUUCUUGAUCUUAUGAGUGGUUUAAUUGAUGAGCGGCUAAAGGAAAGGGAACUGGAAAACCAUGCAAAUGUUGAUGUGUUAGAUGCCCUUCUCAACAUUAGCCAAGAUAGCCCUGAAGAGAUUGAUAGGAACCACAUCGAGCAAAUGUUUCUGGACUUGUUUGCAGCAGGGACAGAUACUACAUCGAAUACGUUGGAGUGGGCAAUGACAGAACUACUUAAGAAUCCACAUACAUUGGAGAAAGCCCAAGAAGAACUUGCACAAGUAAUUGGAAGAGGCAAACUAGUAGAUGAAGCUGAUGCUGCACAACUACCUUACUUGCGAUGCAUCGUGAAAGAAACCUUACGAAUACACCCGCCGGUUCCUUUCUUAAUUCCCCGCAAAGUGGACGAAGAUACUGAGAUUUUUGGCUAUACUGUUCCAAAAGACUCGCAAGUUCUAGUGAACGUAUGGGCAAUUGGGCGCGACUCUGGUCUAUGGGAAAACCCUUUGGACUUUAAGCCAGAGAGGUUUAGGGAGUUGGAAAUAGAUGUACGAGGCCGGGAUUUUGAGCUAAUUCCAUUUGGUGCUGGUCGAAGAAUUUGCCCUGGAUUGCCUUUGGCUGUCAGAAUGGUUCCAGUAGCAUUGGGUUCAAUGCUAAAUACAUUUAGUUGGAAGCUACAUGGUGGCAUUGCACCUAAAGAUUUGGAUAUGGAGGAAAAAUUUGGUAUUACUUUGGCAAAAGUUCAACCCCUGCUAGCUAUCCCGAUCCCACUGUAGCUAUAGGGAUAGAUUUGAGGAUUUAAGUCAGUAGAUUAGAGCUCGUUUGAGCCGAUU